This is a messenger RNA of Medicago truncatula (barrel medic), 1190 nucleotides long. RefSeq lists its product as uncharacterized. NCBI's taxonomy places the organism in Eukaryota, Viridiplantae, Streptophyta, Magnoliopsida, Fabales, Fabaceae. Gene Ontology annotation, molecular function: protein binding. The record is from RefSeq and is a predicted model, not a curated record. Bases 8 to 1153 code for a protein of 381 amino acids. The transcript has 2 exons.
GAGGACAAUGGGGAUAAGGAAGCCUAAAUCCUUAUUCAACCAUCUCCCCACAGAGCUUCAAACAAAAAUCUUUGGUGGGCUAUCUAUGAAGGAUCAAUCAAAGGCUAUGUGUGUCUCGCACUCAUGGCGUAAUCGCAUCCUAACCACAACACUUCCAAAGGAGUAUCCAUUACAACCUUUGGUGUUUCCUCACCUUUCCCCUCACCCAUUUUAUGGCCUACAACAAUUUUUUAAUUGGUGCUCAUUAGUGAUGUGUUGCAAUGUAAGUUCAAGAAAUAUUAUAGACACAUGCAAUGGGUUAUUCUUGUUUUGCCAUAAGGAUGGUCAAGCUAGGAAUAUUGUGCGUGGUGUCUACCACUACUAUGUCAUGAAUCCUAUAAGAAAACAAUGUGUGGCUAUUUUGAAGCCUUCUGGACAAUUUUUUGGAGGAAAUUCAUAUGCUGCUCUGGUAUAUGACCCUUCAGAAUCUUGGUUCUUCAAGAUUGUACAUUUUCAGGAUCAUGGCCAUAUUAAUAUUUUCUCCUCUAUGACCGGCCUUUGGACGACCUUGACUAUCAAUUUUCUUCAAUAUAUCAAUGAGUCUUACUGGGUCAGGAAAUCGGUUUAUCUAAAAGGAUCUAUUUACCGACUCUCCUGUUCAGGACAAUAUUUAUUGAAAAUUAAAGUUGAUCCUCAAGAGAAUGCCUCGAAUCAAGCUGAGAUAAUAACACUUCAUCCUGAUUGUGUUUUUGAUAAUUGUCAAAGGGAGAUAAAUCUAAAAGAUGGCAAGAUCUUAUUGGUCUCAUUUAGAGGUGUAAAUUUUGUUUGUUUUGAACUCGUUGAAUGUGUUACAAUGGGUGUUAGCUCUUAUACAUGGCACACAAUUCAUCGAAAAGUGAAUAGGAAGUUGUUGAUUCUUAAUACCAAUGGCGACCUCUUGUCCUUUAACUCUUAUGGUGGAGUUGCAUUUUUCAAGUUUAGAAACCUUCUAUAUUUCUACUACUAUGAAUUCAAUGGCAACGGCACAAAUUUUGGAAUGGUAUCCUACGACCCAAGUGUGUACGAUUAUAUAAUAAAUUGUGGUCACUUGUUGCUCAAAUGCUUAGCCCCUUUUGCAUGUUGCUUGGACAAAGAGAAUCCAAGACUUAUUCAGCGGCUAUUCGUGCCAUGCUAAAAGGUGGUUCUUGACUAAGUGAAAACAUGUCGAAAGG